AUGGCAUUGUACGCACUGAGAACCUGUAUUUGUGACACGGUUGACUCAUUUUUGCUGUAUUUGCAGUUCGGGUCGGUGCCGAUAAAGGAAUUUAAUGACUGCUGUGUGAGAGUCGCAACGUCCCGAAACCAGGGAGCACUCACCGAGGAGGAGUUCCUCGCCUUCUACGGAUUGUUCAAACAGGCCAAGUUUGGAGACUGUAAGAAUGAAAAUGAAAUGUUAUUCUCGGAAGAACAAAUACUUAAAAGAGAGUCUUGGCUGAAUAUGAAGGGGCUGUCAAGGAAAGACGCGAUGAUAAAGUACAUAAACCUGGCGGAGAAACUGCUGGGAGACAGUAACGGCGACAUGGAAACAAACUCGACCAUACACACGAGCGGAUUUGUGGUUGAAAGCACGGAGAACUUCGAACACGACGAUUUCUUCGACCUGGUCGUGGAGGGGGAAUGUGGAAGAGUGGUCCAGUAUCUGUCUAGGAACCCGAACUUGGUUGCAGUGAGGAGUCCGGAGGGGCUGACGGCUCUGCAUUUGGCGGCGGACAGGUACGUUGGCGACGCGUGUAAGAUAUUCAGAGGGAACCUCGAUAUGGUCAAGUGCCUCAUUGGACACGGAGCGAGUGUCAACUGCGUUGAUGAUAAUGGCGACACGCCUCUCCACGUGGCAAUUGAAUCACAGGAGGACGAGGUGGUUAAGUAUCUGAUUGAAGCGGGGGCGGAUCCGAAGUUGAAGUAA
Theileria orientalis strain Shintoku is the source of this 729-nucleotide messenger RNA. RefSeq lists its product as uncharacterized. Gene Ontology annotation, molecular function: fatty-acyl-CoA binding; protein binding. The coding region runs from base 1 to 729 and encodes 242 amino acids. The transcript is spliced from 7 exons. The record is from RefSeq and is a predicted model, not a curated record. NCBI's taxonomy places the organism in Eukaryota, Apicomplexa, Aconoidasida, Piroplasmida, Theileriidae.